Molecule: messenger RNA, 672 nt
Organism: Tremella mesenterica DSM 1558
Lineage: Eukaryota; Fungi; Basidiomycota; Tremellomycetes; Tremellales; Tremellaceae
Exons: 1
Coding region: 1-672 (223 amino acids)
Source: RefSeq, a predicted model, not a curated record
AUGUCAUAUAAUAACUCCUCUACAUCCACCUCACAAAGACCAUCUGAUUGGCCUCUAACCCAAGAAGCCACAGAAGCUCUGAAGAAAGCAAACUCCCUUACCUUGGGUCUUACACUGCCUCCUGACACUCAAGAUCCUGAGUAUCCUGUCAAUCAAAUUUCCGAGCAGACCAUCCUCUCUCAUUCCGAUUUUCCCGGCUGGUUGACGGUUUCUGCAUCGCACGGAUCCAUGAAUGGUCUUGGCGCGGGUGAAGAUUACUCAUUCAACGUGCCAAAGGGCUACCGACCCGUGACCUCUGUACAGAGAUACCAGAAUUGGAAUGGUGAACAUGUUCUCCCUUGUCACCUUGACUCCUUCAACGAGAAAGAGACAGGUUAUCUGGAAGCAUUUGUCCACACCAUGGGAUUGGUCCCUAUUGGUGGUCCCGUGCAGUCGUCGGACUCUGGGAGAGGGGAGCACAAUACUAAUCUCCCAUUUGGGGAAGAGACAGAUGAAGAUACAGAGGAUGGUGAGGAAGAUCAGGAGAUCAUGUCUAUUGGGAGCAAUGUGGAAAUGGAUGAGGAAGAGAAAGAAGUCGGAGAGAAUAAUGGAGAGGAUGACAAUGUGCUGGCGUGGGGUAAUGUGCGUGGGGAAGAAGUGGGUAGGGCUGUCAAUUACUUCCACAAGAUUUGA